UCAUAGAGCAGUCGCAGAGGUCGCUACCUGUGUGACUCUACUCGGUUAGUGUGAGCGCCUCGUUCAGUGCCUCCACGUUGUUGCUGUUAAUAUCUCACAGUAAUAUCUAACAGUUUUCAGAUGGCUGCUUACAAAUUAGUUCUGAUUCGCCACGGGGAGAGCUGCUGGAACCAAGAAAAUCGCUUCUGCGGCUGGUUCGACGCUGACCUUAGUGAAACCGGGCGUCAGGAGGCAAAUAGAGGCGGACAGGCUUUAAAAGAUGCUGGUUUUGAGUUUGACAUAUGCUACACCUCUGUUCUGAAGAGGGCCAUCCGUACAUUAUGGAUCGUUUUGGAUGGCAUCGAUCAGAUGUGGCUUCCAGUGCACAGGACCUGGCGGCUGAACGAACGCCACUACGGAGGUCUGACUGGGUUAAACAAAGCUGAGACUGCUGCCAAGCAUGGUGAGGCCCAAGUCAAGAUAUGGAGGCGCUCCUAUGAUAUCCCUCCUCCUCCCAUGGAGGCAGACCAUGACUAUUACAGUGUCAUUAGCAAGGACCGGCGUUAUGCUGAUCUGACUGAGGACCAGCUACCUUCUUGUGAGAGCCUGAAGGACACUAUUGCCCGUGCCCUACCAUUCUGGAAUGAAGAGAUUGUUCCUCAAAUCAAAAAGGGCAAGAGGGUGCUGAUUGCUGCCCAUGGCAACAGUCUGAGGGGUAUAGUGAAGCAUCUGGAAGGUAUGUCAGAGGAAGAAAUUAUGGAGCUAAACCUCCCUACAGGCAUCCCCAUACUCUACGAGUUGGACAAGAACUUAAAGCCCAUCAAGCCAAUGCAAUUCCUGGGAGAUGAGGAGACUGUACGGAAGGCCAUGGAGGCGGUGGCAGCACAGGGCAAGGCCAAGAAGUAGAGUCUUGUCUUAGGCCAACGUUUACUAGGGGAUUAUUUGUCAGCACUGAAUGGCUCUAAAAGGAGCUACCACUACUGACCUCUCAACAUCAGGAUUCAGUGUGGGUUUGCAUUUGAAAUUAUGUAUAUUAAUUUGCAUUGUGUGUGAACUGUUAUUUUAGUGUGUCUAAAUAAAACAUUUAGUAUUUAUUGACCAAUCCUCUAUACAGGGACCACUAAAGUUGUCUUUAAAAAAAUUGUUAUUGUUAUUCCCCCAAAGAAUGCCUUUCAUAAUGUUGCAGUGGACCACAAAGCAAACUAAAAUUGCACUGGGCUGUAAAGAGAGGAUGUAACAUGAAAAAGGCUCCUUAUACGGUUAUCAUCAUAGCAGAGAGGCUUUGAAACAGAAAGGAGUGUGGUCUGCUCAGUUUACAAAUGUAAAUGCAGUUCUAAGAAGUAAUGUCAUGCUUGUUCCUCAUGUGUUUACACAUCUCAUUUAUUUAGGCUGUGAGAACAUUAAAGGACGUGAAGACAAGGUACUUAGAUCCCCAGUAUAGUUAAUGACGGUUAUUCCAUGCUACAGCCGAAGUGCUCUGCCCAUCAUGUAUCAUUGUCAAACUGUCUGUAAACUGAGAGGAUGAAUAAAAUCUUUAAACCCAG
Pygocentrus nattereri (red-bellied piranha) is the source of this 1523-nucleotide messenger RNA. RefSeq names its product phosphoglycerate mutase 1a (gene pgam1a). The transcript has 4 exons. Gene Ontology annotation, molecular function: intramolecular phosphotransferase activity. Gene Ontology annotation, biological process: glycolytic process. The record is from RefSeq and is a predicted model, not a curated record. Lineage: Eukaryota; Metazoa; Chordata; Actinopteri; Characiformes; Serrasalmidae. The coding region runs from base 121 to 885 and encodes 254 amino acids.